This is a messenger RNA of Schizophyllum commune H4-8, 1566 nucleotides long. RefSeq names its product glycoside hydrolase family 16 protein. Gene Ontology annotation, cellular component: plasma membrane; endoplasmic reticulum membrane. NCBI's taxonomy places the organism in Eukaryota, Fungi, Basidiomycota, Agaricomycetes, Agaricales, Schizophyllaceae. The record is from RefSeq and is a predicted model, not a curated record. Bases 1 to 1566 code for a protein of 521 amino acids. The transcript is spliced from 15 exons. Gene Ontology annotation, molecular function: glucosidase activity. Gene Ontology annotation, biological process: fungal-type cell wall organization; (1->6)-beta-D-glucan biosynthetic process.
AUGCACGGACAGCGCGAGGCGGAUGACAGCAUCCACAAUCCUGAUCCACGUCGGGACAAGCUGGUCGACCGCGGCUCGAGUAUCUUCACCACCCGUGGCUUCGUGAACCUUGGGUUCCUGCUGCUUCUCCUCCUCGUGAUGCUCGGUAUAUUCGCUGGCUACCCCGUAGCGUCUUACUUCACAAGGAGCUCCCUUUCCAGCAACGGAGGAUUCGGACUGGGCGGGAUCAACGGCACCGGCCAGAUCCCGGCUAUGGACGGAAAAUGGGGCAUGAUAGACCCCGACACGCCCGAAGAAUUCAAGACGAAGAAAUCGUACAUGAGCGCCAAAGAUCUGCAGCUUAUCUUUUCCGACGAGUUCAACGUCGACAAUCGGACCUUCUACCCGGGCGAUGAUCCGUACUGGGAGGCCUACGACCUCCACUACUGGGGUACGAACAACCUGGAAUGGUAUGACCCUGCGCAGAUCACCACCCGGGGUGGCGCGCUGCGUGUGACGCUCGACAAAAAAGAGAACCACGAUUUGGACUAUUCGGGCGGUAUGAUGACGACGUGGAACAAGUUCUGCUUCACGGGCGGUCUAUACGAGGCGUCUGUCACCUUGCCCGGUGCGAACAACAUCCUCGGCCUCUGGCCCGCUGUGUGGGCGAUGGGCAACCUGGGCCGCGCGGGAUAUGGUGCAACCCUUGAGGGGACAUGGCCAUAUACCUACGACUCCUGCGACGUCGGCACCGUCAAGAACCAGACGGUCAAAGGUCAGCCAAAAGCAGCCACCGUCAACGGCGACGAGGGCUUCGGCGGCGUCCUCUCCUACGCGCCCGGCCAGCGCCUGUCGCGGUGCACCUGCCCUGGCGAGGUUCACCCGGGACCGAUUCACUCAUCGGAUAAUACCUAUGUCGGACGCGCUGCACCUGAGAUCGACAUGUUCGAAGCGCAAGUCGAUACGAAGCUCGGAGGACAUGUAUCCCAGUCCGGACAAUGGGCGCCGUUUAAUUACGCUUACGAGUGGUUCGACACGGCGGAGAACUUGAUCAUCUACAACUCCAGCGUCUCCUCCGAGAACUCGUACAAGGGCGGUGUGUACCAGCAGGCGACGUCCGUUGUGUCCAAGACAGACCAGGCGUGCUACGAGCUUGAGGAAGGUUGCUUCUCACUGUACGGUUUCGAGUAUAAGCCCGGCUUCGAUGACGCAUACAUCACCUGGAUCAACGCAGGCGCAGCAGCGUGGACCAUCAAGUCCGCCGGCCUCGCCGCGGACCCCAGAGUUGAGAUCGGCCCUCGUCCUAUCCCGCAGGAACCCAUGUACCUCAUCGUCAACCUGGGUACCAGCGAGAACUUCGGCCCUGUUGAUUUCGAACACUUAACCUUCCCGACGACCAUGUCGAUCGACUACAUCCGUGUCUACCAGGAUCCCGACAACAUCAACUACGGCUGCGACCCGGAUGACUUCCCGACCGCAGCUUACAUCAAACAAUUUGAGGAGGCGUAUACUAACCCUAACCUAACAACCUGGAAAGACGACUAUAAGCAGCCUUGGCCGAAGAACCGCUUUUUGGGAGAAUGCUAA